AUGCCGCAAAACCUACGGCAUGAGAAGAAGGCCCAGGAUCCUGGUUUACGCACGCGCUUCAAGGCCAAAUUUCACUGGCGCCGAGCAAAGGCCGAGUCCAUCGCCCCGGGGGUUCCUGUAAUAGAAACAACAAACCAUACAAAUGAUGGCGACCAAAAUAAGGUAUCGACGAUGCCUAAUGGGAAAAUAAUACUGGAUGACCAGAAACAACUGACCGAAGAGGUUGCUGGAGUGCCCGAAAGGAUUCCCCAGAUGGCACUGGUGGUUGAUGAUGCUCAUAACGAUGAUGCUAAAAUGAAGCCGAAAAACCUAUGGGACGAGGCAUUCCUGUCUCUCAGUCCUGAUGAGCAGGCUCAUUUGAAGGCAAUACUUGGUGACGGGCAAGUUUCUUCAAUGUUUACCAAGCCCGACUUUGCAAGUCUCAAGGUUGAUGUCCAACGGAAGCAGGAUCAAUGUGAAGAAAAGUCUUGGAAACUCUCUUUCGGGGACCAUGUCAUUGUUGUUAAAGACUUUGCAGCAAAGUCUGCCACAUGGCUGCAGAAACUUGGAGACUUGGUCAUUCCGUUUGCCCCAACCGCGGCAUCGGCCCCGUGGGGCUUGAUUAAGGGUGUUUUGCAAAUACCUAUUAGCUACGAUCACCAAAUGCUUGCCUUGCUUGGGACCAUGGACGAGGUUUUCAAGGUUGUGUAUCAUGGCCAGAUUUACGAGAUGCUCUAUACACCCGAAAGAACACGCGAUGAUGUGCUGCAAACCCUCCAAACCGAAUUGCAUGGUAUAUACAAAAGCGCAUUGGAACUGAUUGCAUACACUCAAAAACAACUCUCUGGCGGCACAUUGAAGAAUAUAGUUGAGGCUAUUGCCAGCCCCGAUAGCGCGGAUGGCCUUUUGAGUACAUUAAAAGCUCGCCAUGUUGGUCUCAGCCAUGCCGCUCAGUUAUGUGAAAGUUGGCGCAGUGGAGAAGUCGAUGAUCGCUUACUGGAUGGAUUGCGCGCCAUUAGUGAACCGAUGGUGCGCUUUGAGGAGAACUUCCAGACCUACUUCGAUGAAAUGGAAAGCGCAAAGAUGAUCCAAAUCUUGGAGGCAAUAUCGUCUAUUCCAUACACGACACACCACCAAGAAUAUCAAGAGAAGCGGACUACCGAUACAUGCAAUUGGCUAUUGGAAGAUGAAGGAUUCCGUGCGUGGGAGAGCAGCAGAUCCUCUGGGGCCUUUUGGCUUUGGGGCACAGCUGGAACUGGGAAAAGCUUCCUGACAUCCAAGGUUAUCGAUCAUCUGCAAGAAAAUCUGGAGGGAACUCCAAACCACGAGCGCCUGGCAUUCUUUUACUGUCGCCGAACUCAGGGCGAAGAAGAACGCAGCAGGCCAUUAUCGGUCCUUCAAAGCUUUUUACGACAGCUCGCUUGUCAUUUGGACAAGCCGGAAUUGAUGCAGUCAGGCCUGGUUGAAGCUUUUGAUAAGGUUCAAAAACACAAAGGCAGCUUUAAUCGAUCGAUAUGCGAGCCUUUGCUCGAGGAAUCUUUCAAAAUUUAUCCAUGUACAACCUUGGUCAUCGAUGCACUGGAUGAAUGUGACAGUGCAUCGCGCGACGAGCUUAUCGAGUUUCUUGGCCGUGUUAUUCCUGGAGCUUCAAUGCGAGUAAAGAUCUUCAUCUCUAGCCGCCCUGAUGAUGAUAUCAAAAGAAAGUUUGGUACUGGGCAAAACAUCGGUGUCCUCAGCGACAGAUCCCGAGGCGACAUGCGCCUGUUCAUUGAUCAGAGGCUCCAGAGCAUGAUGAAGACCAACCACGCGAUUGAAAAGUCGAAAAACAAGAUUUCCGAGCGACUUUUCUCAAAAUGUGACGGCAUAACCCAAGAGUCAAUCGAAGCCCGUUUAAAUUCUCUCCCUUCUGGCCUGAAAAAGGCGUACGAUGAGAUAUAUGCCCGAAUCAAAGAGCAGGAUGAGCUCGCCCAACAACUUGUGGACCGCGCUGUCAUGUGGAUCAUGUGCGCUGCUAGACCGUUGACUAGCAAUGAGAUCUUAUCUGCAAUUAGGGUCGAUACCAAAGAACAGGACCUCCAGACAUCAAGCGAGAUAAAUGAAGAAGACCUUCUCUUUUUCUGUCAGCACCUCCUUGUCAUCGAUCAUAAGGGAAUAUGGAGAGUGUCCCAUCUCUCAGUCAUGGAGUAUUUUGAGCAGCAAUACUGGACCCUUCAAGAAGCGCACAUAAAUGUCGGCAAUGCUUGUCUUUUGGUCCUUCUUGACAUGCCUGAGCCGAAUGGGGACCUUGAAUCUGAUGAAGAAACAGAGCACUCAAAGGAAACCACAACCACAAACAUGUCGAGAGCACUCAGCUUGCAUGUCGACUUCCAACAAUAUGUUCAGUGGCAUUGGGUCAUCCACGUACAAGCUCAGAACAAAAGUCAAAUAUCCCAAACCAGCUCAAUGAAGGAACUGCUGGUAAAAUUCCUGGGCUCUCCCACAAGGAGCAGCAUUUGGUACAGGUUUUGGCACCAGCGUAUUCUCCUCCAUAGCGAGAGGGCUGUGGGUUACCAAAUACCGCUCACAUCACCACUGUCUCGCUAUGGGAUGCUUGAAACAAUAUCACCGCCUGAAUUUCCAAUGCUGGCAGUAUGCAAAUUAGGCAUUUAUGCGGCAUUGGGGGAAUGGUGGGAUAAUCUUGACGGCUGCCUUGAACAAGUCAACUCAAUGGGUCUUGGACUAAUUCAACUUGCUACAGAGGCAAACUGUACUCCAAUUUGUGAUCUCCUUUUAGACGCAGGAGCCCCAGUGGACAUGCAAUCCCAAGGAAACAGCCUUUCUACUGCUAUCGACAACCGAAAUCUGGAACUUGUUCAGCUUCUACACACGAAGAAUCGCUGUGACUGGAACUGGCUGAUACAACAUGACACAUUCCAAUACAUGUUAUAUGAUGCAUUCAAAAAUAGUGAUUGCAGAAUUGGUCAAUUCUUUGCCGCUGACGACAGGCUUGAUGUGAAUAUCCAUAUUGAGCAUCAUGGAAGUUUGCUUGAGGCAACCGUCGAUGCAAAUAAUCCAAUGAUGGCUGAAUUAUUGAUCGAUCGUGGUGCCGAUGUUAAUCUUGCUCAUGAAAGUGCGUUAUGGGGGAGUGUACUUGCCAAGGCUGCCGUCUGUUCAAAUCUAGACAUGUUGAAGUGUCUACAUCGAAGAGGGGCUGAUAUCGAUCUUCUACUGAGGAGUGGAGGAUAUGGAAGUGCACUUACUGCCGCAACUGCUUCAUCAUAUAAUGACCCAGAUAUAAUCAAAUAUCUCGUUGAUUGUGGUGCCAAUGUGAACCUCAAAUCGAAAUGUGGAAUACAUGGGAGUGCACUAGCCUUCGCAGCUUCAUCAUGGGAGUGUCGAGACGCUGUCAAAUAUCUAGUGGGCUCUGGUGCUGAUAUCAAUCUUCUUCUGGAGUGUGGAAUGUACGGGAGUGCACUUGCUGCUGCCACCGCCUCUACUUCAAUAAAUGGCACUACAGAGAAUCUCGAGUACCUAGUUGAAAAUGGUGCUGAUGUGAACCUUCUGCUGGAGGGUGGAGAUUACGGCAGUGCUCUUGCCGCUGCUGUUUCAAGAGAUGACAUGCCUGCGAUCAAGUGUCUAGUGGACUUCGGUGCUGAUAUUAAUCUUCUACUUUGUUGUGGAGAAUAUGGGAGUGCUCUUGCUGCUGCUGCCGCUUCACCAUGGGCAGAUCUAGAUCUUCUCGAGUAUCUAAUGGACUGUGGUGCUGAUGUGAACCUCAUACUAAAGUGUGGGAAAUAUGGGAGUGCGCUUGCUGCUGCUGCCGCUUCAUCAUGGGAGAGUCUAGAUAUUGUUAGGUAUCUAGUGGACCAAGGCGCUGAGAUCAAUAUUCCGCUGAAUUAUGGAGUGUUUGGCAGUGCACUUGCGGCUGCGGCGUAUUUUGGCAACAAGGAAUGCGUUGAGUUCUUGAUCAGCAAGGGAGCAUUGGUGGAUCUCAAGGUGAAUCAGGACCGGUUUUCUAAUGCUGUGGAGGCUGCAGAGGCCGAGCCUUUGAUAGAGGAGCUCGAUUUAUGGAAUUCCACCUUUGGCUUAGAAUCUCGAGUUGCGAAAAGGGUGGAGGUUUCCAAGUUCCUUCGGUCUUUAUUGGAUACACAGUCUUCUUAG
Molecule: messenger RNA, 4119 nt
Organism: Penicillium crustosum
Lineage: Eukaryota; Fungi; Ascomycota; Eurotiomycetes; Eurotiales; Aspergillaceae
Product: ankyrin repeat domain-containing protein
Exons: 4
Coding region: 1-4119 (1372 amino acids)
Molecular function (GO): protein binding
Source: RefSeq, a predicted model, not a curated record